ACGCACACCCCCACAAGCACUUAGAUCUGUUACUGGACUUUUCUGCCAGGCCAUCCAUUCAUCGCAUUUUCGGAGGGAACCACCUAAUCUAACACCAGCCUCAAGAGGGCAUCACUCGAGAAAGCCAGCAACUUUCCUUGAGUGAUCAGAGGUGUGUGGACAACCAUGAAAAACGCACGUACAACUUCUUGUUGCACAAACGGGACACACGAACACACAAGAACAUCACAUUAUAUCACUAUGAGCAUCAUCAACAAUGGUCGUAUAAAAUGUGUGUUUCGGGUGAGAAGUUGUCAACCUUCUCUUCGUUUUGGGAGGAGAGGAGAAGGAAAGGUUGAAUACUCAUGUACACGACGACGACGACGACGACGACGAGUACUAACCACUUGUGAGGGUAUAUAUCAUAUAGGUUCGAAUCAGUUUUGUACUUGCAUGUUUUUUUUUUUGUAUUUUCCUGCCUCCUCGUGUUGGGGCUUUUUCCUGCCUCCUCGUGCUGGGGCUUUUUCUUGCCUCCUCGUGUUGGGGCUCUGCAUGGAUAUGGAAUCGGAUUUGCAUCUUCGGUUUGGGAAUGGGGGUGGUAUACUUGGAACAGCAUUUUGGGACAGAGUUGCAUUUUUGAUUGCGGGUUGGCAUAAACGGACAUCAGCGUUUUGGGGGACUAGUUGUUAUCAGUCUUCUGCUUUUUGCAUUUGCAUUUGCUAUGGUUGUUGGCUUGAUACUGUGGUUCCGAGCAAAAGAAAAACCCCCCUGUCAGGUACCUGGCACGGACUACUACAGCCAAAAUUUCGGGGUUGUUAAGUUCGGUACUUACCCCGCCUAUUAAACUUACCCAUAACACCAAGUAGAAUGAUGGUCCUGGGUCGGAGAGCCCAUGUAUUAUCUCGAGGAAAACAGAACUCGAAGCGGAUCAUUACAUCUCAGUAUUCCCGGGUAACAAGCAAUACAACAACGAAAGCUUCGGCUUAAACACACCUUUAGC
This is a messenger RNA of Neurospora tetraspora, 979 nucleotides long. RefSeq lists its product as uncharacterized. NCBI's taxonomy places the organism in Eukaryota, Fungi, Ascomycota, Sordariomycetes, Sordariales, Sordariaceae. The transcript has 2 exons. Bases 166 to 798 code for a protein of 210 amino acids. The record is from RefSeq and is a predicted model, not a curated record.